ACAAGAAGCAAGAAAGCCCACCAACACCGUCCUCCACUCAACUAAACCUUUCUUUUUUCUCCCCUCUCUUUCUCGCAUCAAACACCAUUGCUUUGCACCCACAAAGAGAGAGGGAGUUUCCUAUUCACAUUCACAGUUUGAAAGGUUCCUUUUUCAGGCUCUUUAACGACAGCCCAAUUGAGUUUUAACUUGUUUGACGCUAUUUAGAUUGCUGACAGAAGGGUUCCUAGUGUGCACGAUAUUGGAGCUUUUUGAUUGAGAUAUGACUCGAAGGGUGAGGAGAAAGUUGGCACACUCCAAGGAAAAAAAUAAGGAGAUUGUAGGCAGUAAUUCAGAGAAUCAGGAUGAUGGAUGUUUGCGCUCCAGUACCAUUUGUGACCUUGAUUGGAUGGCAUUGCCUGAUGACACAGCUAUUCAGCUAUUUUCUUAUUUAAAUUAUCGAGACCGGGCCAGUUUGUCGGCAACAUGUCGAACAUUUAGACUGUUAGGUUCCUCUCCUUGUUUAUGGGAUUCUCUAGACCUUCGGUACCACAAGUUUGAUAUUGCAGCAGCACAGUCGCUGUCUUCUCGAUCCAAAAAUCUUCGGAAGCUUCGGUUUCUAGGGGCAGAGUCCGCAGAUGCUAUUAUUAGUCUUGAAGCGAGGGAACUUCGUGAAAUUAGUGGUGAUUUCUGUCGGGAUAUCACAGAUGCUACACUUUCAAUGAUAGCAGCUCGACAUGAGAUGCUUGAGUGUCUCCAACUUGGGCCAGAUGUGUGUGAAAGAAUCACCAGCUUUGCAAUCAGAGUAAUAGCACUUUGCUGCCCCAAGUUAAAGAGACUUCAGAUUUCAGGUGUUAAGGAAGUUACUGGAGAAGCCAUAAAUGCUUUAGCUAAGCAUUGUAGGCAAUUGGUGGAGGUUGCAUUCAUGGAAUCCAAUUCUGUUGAUGAACUCGCAUUAGGAAACCUGACUUCUGUCCAAUUUUUGUCACUGGCUGGAACAAAAAACCUGAAAUGGAAUUCAGCUUCAUGUGUUUGGAGUAAAUUGCCCAAGUUGGUGGGGUUAGAUGUGUCAAGGACAGAUAUAACUUUCAGCUCUGUCAUGAGAUUGUUUUUGUCAUCCCAAUACUUGAAAGUGUUGGUGGCCUUGAACUGUCCAGUUUUUGAAGCUGAAGUUGAUAAUCACAUGACAUAUAAUCAUAAGGGAAAAAUAUUACUCACAGUUUUCAAUGACAUUUUCAAGGCAGUAGGCUCGUUAUUUGUCGAUAUUACUGAAAAUGAGAGCAACAACUUAUCUUAUUGGAGGAAAGUAAAGAGCAUCGACAGAAGCAUGGAUGUCAUUGCUACUUGGAUUGAAUGGAUUUUCUCACAUUUUCUUUUACGUAUCGCGGAGAACAACCCCAAGGAGCUUGAUGCUUUCUGGAUCAAGCAAGGAGCAGCUCUGUUGCUUGAUUUAUUGCAAAGCUCACAAGAAGAUGUUCAAGAAAGAGCAGCCAAUUCAAUUGCUACUUUUGUUGUGAUUGACGAUGAAAAUGCCACUGUUGAUUCUCAAAGAGCUGAGGUAGUUAUGCAGAAUGGUGGAAUACAGCUGCUUUUGGACCUUGCUAGAUCUUGCCGAGAAGGACUUCAGUCUGAAGCAGCAAAGGCUAUAGCAAAUUUGUCUGUAGAUUCAAAAGUUGCAAAAGCUGUUGCUGACAUUGGAGGAAUUAAUAUCCUUGUCGGUUUGGCUAGGUCAGUAAACAGAUUGGUUGCUGAAGAGGCUGCUGGAGGCCUAUGGAAUCUUUCCGUUGGAGAAGAGCAUAAGGGUGCCAUUGCUGAGGCUGGCGGUAUAAAAGUUUUGAUUGACCUUAUUUAUAAAUGGCACGCUGGCAAUGAUGGGGUACUUGAACGAGCAGCUGGAGCACUGGCAAAUUUGGCAGCUGAUGACAGCUGUAGCAUGGAAGUGGCAGUGGCAGGCGGUGUCCAUGCUCUUGUAAUGCUUGCUAGAUCCUGCAAGUUUGAAGGAGUGCAAGAGCAGGCUGCUCGUGCAUUGGCCAAUCUAGCUGCUCAUGGAGAUAACAAUAAUGACAAUGCUGCUGUUAGGCGAGAGGCAGGAGCACUUGAAGCAUUGGUCCAACUCACUUCUUCCCAGCAUGAAGGUGUAAGGCAAGAAGCUGCUGGUGCUCUGUGGAAUUUAUCAUUUGAUGACAAAAAUAGAGAAGCAAUAGCGGCAGCUGGUGGCAUCACAGCCUUGGUUUCUCUAGCACAAUCAUGUUCAAAUUCCUCCCAAAGUCUUCAAGAAAGGGCUGCGGGUGCUCUUUGGGGAUUGUCAGUAUCAGAAGCCAACAGUAUUGCUAUUGGGCAAGAAGGCGGUGUAGCUCCACUAAUUGUACUGGCUUGCUCAGAUAUUGCAGAUGUCCAUGAGACUGCUGCAGGUGCUCUUUGGAAUCUGGCUUUUUAUCCCACCAAUGCUCUUCGCAUAGUAGAGGGUGGAGGAGUCCCAGCCCUCAUUCAUCUGUGUUCUUCAUCGGUAUCAAAAAUGGCACGUCUAAUGGCUGCAUUGGCUCUGGCAUACGUGUUUGAUCAGAGAACGGAAGAAUUUGCACCAGGGGGGCCUUUAUCAGAGGGAACCUCAAAGACCAUGAACUUUGACGAGAUUAAAAGGGUGGCCCUGAAGAAAAUUGAAGCAUUUGUGCUUUCUUUCUCUGUUCCACAAAAUUUUGCUGCUGCAAUGGUGUCAUCCGCCCCCAAAGCCCUUGGACAAGUAGCAGAAGCAGUACGUAUACCAGAAGCAGGGCAUCUGAGAUGCAGUGCAGCUGAGAUUGGAAGAUUUGUUGCUAUGUUGCGGAAUCCUUCUUCUAUACUCAAGGCUUGUUCUGCCUUUGCUCUUCUCCAGUUUACAAUCCCGGGAGGACGACAUACAUUGCAUCACACAAGCCUGUUGCAAAAUGCAGGAGCACCAAGAGUCUUACGCGCUGCUGCAGCAGCAACUACGGCCCCAAUUGAAGCCAAAGUUUUUGCAAAAAUCAUACUUCGCAAUCUUGAACACCACCAUUUGGAAGCUUUAAAUUAGAUCUUGGAAAUGGUUUCUUUCUGAAUCUCUGCUACUCAAUCCAUCAACUUCCAAAUUCCUGCUUGUGUUUCAUAAAGCAUCAUGGUGGUAAUUUCCAAUGCAGCCAUAUAUUCUCGUGAGUUGUGGCAUGGCCAAUGCAAAAGCACAUUGGUUGAAUGUGAGAUGCUCUUGGAUGCUUCCGGGGAUGCAGGAGCAAAGGAUGACUUGGUCACGUUUGCUUGACAUAACUGGUUGGUAGCAACCAUGCAUGCAGGGGAAGCGUUGAGCAUACGUUCUUUAUUGCAGUUUUGAAUUUGACCAUGUAGAGCCUGAUUUUACAUAAAUCAUGUGACGAAAACUAGAUGUAAACAUUUUCGAUUUGAAACUCGUUGUGUCAGGGUUUUAGGAAUCAAUGGAACUCAUAAGUGAUCGCCAAUGGGUUCUUGUUGAGUGACAAGACCAAAAGUUGCCGAAUAUUAGUGGUCUUUGCUCUUGUCAGUUCUGUGUCUUUGCCGCAUGCAACCUAAUCAUACACCACCAUGACUUGCUCGAA
Populus trichocarpa (black cottonwood) is the source of this 3560-nucleotide messenger RNA. Its product is annotated as protein ARABIDILLO 1. Bases 263 to 3028 code for a protein of 921 amino acids. The record is from RefSeq and is a predicted model, not a curated record. The transcript has 14 exons. Lineage: Eukaryota; Viridiplantae; Streptophyta; Magnoliopsida; Malpighiales; Salicaceae. Gene Ontology annotation, molecular function: protein binding.